CAGUCACUUCAGCUGUGUUUUUUUUUUUCUUGGUGUGUCCACACACCGUUUCGUUGUGUUCAGUUCCCUGUGUACUCCAAUUCCGCAUCACCACCAUCAUCAUCUUUCCUGUUUUUCUGGCAACAGCAGCAACAACGGCGACAUCAACACCGGGGAAUCCCUCCAUCGAUUUUGUUCCCACUCAUCACUAUCGUGCCGAAAUCAAGGGUCUUUAAUCUGAUUGGAAACGUUCAUUUUCUCUGCGUCUUUUUAUUUUCUUUUAUUCUUCAUCUUGCUUUCUCUCGCGCAAGCCACUUAUCUUCCUUGCAGGCCCACAUUGCUCUUACUCCGUCUCUGACCGGUGCCUGUCUCGUCCGCCUUUUUUUGUCACUGCCGCCUGCGCGACAUUCCACUUUGGUUUCCCUUGGUCUGGUCCUCUCUUCCCGGUUUCUGCUCUGGUCGCACUCACGGCCGCUGUACGCCAACCUGAAGCACACACCUGGAACUCACCUCCCACUCUCCCACAGCACUCACUACCUCUAACUACACUACACGACACGCCAUUGAAUGAAAAGACCCAACGACCUAGACUAAUGAUACUACAAUAACACGAGUUUGAUAUCAUCCGUCCUCAUCUCUAAGCCGUCCCAUCACCUUUUUACUUGUACAGUAAUCGGGCCAAGCCAACCCUUGUCGCUUCUUUCUCGCUUUCCGUUGAUAGUCCGGCCUGGGUAGUGCCAAGGCUGCCCGCCACUGGUUGUCCGGCUUCCCCUAGGUACCUGGCUGGGAUCCAAACUGCCCUGUCCGAUCGUCCCUCCCCAACAGGUGGCCGUCGCUAGGUGCUGGGCCCGUCGUCACUGUCAGUCAGUCAGCAAGCAGCACGCACCCAGCCCCAGACACCUACCAGUAGUCCGCCAGCUUCAUUCACUCCCAACCUCCAAUCCUGUUACCACCACCACCCACCACUCCAACUCGUUUCAACGUCGGGGCAGCUGAGCUGCACACUGCACACACCACACCUCUCAACACCAACUCAAAUCAACACCACUACCACCACCACCACCACUCGAUAUUAACGCGACGCAAUUGUCUCGUCUCCGCGGUUUCUCGUCAUUUCCUGUCUCGCUUCCUUCCCUAUCUGCCAUACCCAUCAUCUUAAUUCGACCCCCUUUCUCGAUCCCGAACGGGGCCGACCGCGGACCAGCGCCAAUCUCGGAACCCCCUUAACCGACUUGGUCAACAAUCCACAAUCAAUCAGCCAUCCGUCCCUGGGCUGGUACGCAGUUGGCAGUUGCCAUCCUGGGCCUCUCUCUCGCCGUCGAAGCAUGUGUGCCGCUACCGCCAGCCGACAAUAAUACCGAAACAUUGCUCACCGAGUAGCCAUUAGCUGCCCAGUUUCCGGGUGCCAUUAUCCACCCGAGAUGCCCUCCUUCGCACCCGACCAGAACUCGCCAAUCUACCAGCACUCCCCCGCCGUCGUACACCUCAACCCUGCCGGUCAAUACGGGCAACCUAACGGCAAGGUCGAUGACCACCCACUUCCUCGUCACUCUCAUUCUCACACGUCAAUCGAGAGCUUCGACGACGAGGGUUCCAGCCAAUCGACACACACCUCUACCGACGAUUUGGACAUCAGCACACGAUUGAAUGGGGACAGUCUGCGACGACAUCCCAACAUGACCUCUUCGCCAAAUGGAGGUGUUGAUGGCGAUGUGGACGGGAUGAGUGGGAAACUACAUGGGAUGAACCUGAACGGGGCAAACAGGGCCGACGGGGGCGCCAGGCUGGGCGGCCAUCAAGUCACGAAAAGCGGGAAGCCGCACCCAAACGGCAGGUUUCCUAUUGCAAUUCCGGACCGGACAGUCCGUCCAACUCCGGACGCUCAAGCGACACACGACCAAAAGGGUGCCUCCCUGGGCUCUGCCAACACUGUUUCAAUUCAUCCACCCCCGGCCAACACGGGAGACGUUCGCACCACCGAGAACGGGACGCCCACGCCCUCCGCCCACCAGACUUCCAACGGAUACUUUCCAUCAUCACCACCAGCUCAGCGGCGUGAUUCGGCACCUAGCAGCCCUUCUUCACCGCAUCGUUACUCGUCGCCGCCCUUGUACAACCCUGCAGCACCCAUCUCAGCCUCCACCAGUGCCCUCGCACCGCCACCCGGUCCCGGUAUUAAACAUCGCCAUACCCUCGAAGUCCCUAGACCUUCGGGUCCUCGUGGAUCCAAGGACGGCUCCGAUGCUACGUAUGCAACCGGUCGCUUCUCACCAACUGGCGUUGCUGGCGUGCGUAGGGCGUCGCUGAAUCUUGCUAGAAGGAACACACGAUCUCUCCACUCGGAAAUGCCUCGCGACGAAGUUGUGCCAGAUGACGACGCAUUGCGAUGGGCCGAAGUCUACAGGGAGAAACGGGCCAGCAAGAGGAGGAAGAGAGAUGCCGAAGACGACGACCGGGUUGUGGUUGGCACCAAGGUCGACGAGACACAUGCCAACUGGGUCACAGCCUACAACAUGCUGACCGGCAUUCGAGUCUCGGUAUCGCGAACGAAUGCCAAGCUUGACCGCCCGCUGACGGACGCUGACUUCGAGGCCAAGCAAAAAUCCACCUUUGACAUUGCUGGAAACGAGCUGGUGCCAUCCGCCAAGUAUGACUUCAAGUUCAAGGACUAUGCGCCUUGGGUUUUCCGACAUCUCCGCGCACGCUUCGGCCUGGAUCCAGCAGACUAUCUCAUGUCACUGACAGGCAAGUAUAUACUUUCCGAGCUAGGUUCUCCUGGCAAGAGCGGCAGUUUCUUUUACUUUUCUCGCGAUUACAAGUACAUCAUCAAGACCAUUCACCAUGCCGAGCAUAAGUUUCUUCGCAAGAUCCUCAAGGAUUACUUCAAGCAUGUUACCGAAAACCCCAACACCCUUCUCUCGCAAUUUUACGGCCUACACCGGGUCAAGAUGCCCUAUGGCAAAAAGAUUCACUUUGUCGUCAUGAACAACCUCUUCCCUCCGCACCGGGACAUCCACCAGACCUUCGAUUUGAAGGGUUCAACAAUUGGUCGCGACUACAAGGAGGAAGAUCUUGACAAGAACCCAAGGGCAACACUAAAGGACCUAAACUGGCUUCGACGACACCGACAUCUCGAACUUGGACUUCAGAAGAAGAAGAUGUUUUUGGAGCAGCUCCAGAAGGAUGUUCGGUUGCUUCAGAAGCUACAGAUAAUGGAUUAUUCUCUGCUUGUCGGCAUCCAUGAUCUUCAGAGAGGAAACGAGGAAAAUCUGCGGGACAAGACCCUACGUGUGUUCAACCCUGGCGGUGAACAUUCACGCGAGGACCCUUCCUCCGUCUUGCUGCGGACUCCAUCCAAGUUGGAGAAUGCGCGGAAGGCUAGGGAAUUGAGGCAGAUGGUCAAAUCCGAGAGGCCAGUUCCUAUGGGAGAGACGAGCAGCCGGAUGCCCGACGAACUUGAGCACAAUCAGAGCCGCGUGGGCUUUGUUUUCAACCAGGAUGACGGAGGAUUCCGUGCAACCCAUGAGGACAACACCCCGGCGGAUGAGAUCUAUUACCUCGGAGUGAUUGACUGCUUGACACAUUACGGCAUCAUCAAGAAACUGGAAAACUUUUGGAAGGGCUUGUCGGGCGAUCGUACUCAGAUUUCUGCCCUCCCCCCUCACGAAUAUGGCGAGCGGUUCAUCAAUUUCAUUGAGGGUAUCACCAUGUCAUGCGAGGAGGCGAUUCGUGAAGCCCAGGAGAGAGACGCACAGAUGCAAGCAGAAGCAGCCCUGGCCGAUCAGGAGCAACAGCGAGCUGGCGCACGCAACGGUCGCUCUUCAACGACAGUACCACCUCUACCCUCUGGUGUUCAGUCACCAGAAGCCGAAUCAACGAUGCAGAGGGCGGAGCGUGAGGCGUACAAGACUGGCGUGUCAGAGGAGGACGUACCGACCAAGACGCUCCGGACGACGCUCUCCCCUGGCAGCCUCGAGCGGAGGGACAACAUAGCUAGCCAAACCAGCAUCUUACCGGUGGUUGAAGAGGCUGCAGAGGGUCGGUCAUCCACCGAGCAACAGGUCCACAAUAGCCGAGUUAGCAACUUGGCUGGUGAAAGCGAGUACCGCCCGAUGACCCCUGCCAAGGACGGCGAGGAAAGACAGGCCGGGUUUGGCAACCCGCUCCUGAGGGGUCAUGCUCGCGACUACCGAGACCCUGGGCCACCACCACCAACACCGCCCAAGACAGGGUAUGGAUACGGAUCACCUCAGUCCCUGAAGGACGGCGCUGAUAGCGGCUAUAGCAUUGGCCUCAUGAACGGCAAUAGCAAUGGCAAAUCCGUCGACAUGAAGAGCUCCAGUGGCUCGCUCAGAUCCAACAAGGGCGGUCACCAAAUUGUUGGUCGGGAAAGCCUGGAUAAGGCCCUGCCCCCGCUUCCCUUCGGCGAUGCACAGACUCGGCCCCAAGGCGUGUCAUAGAACGACAACACUAUGACGGAGGCGAAGGGCACGACGACGGCGCUGGAGCUGGAGAUGGAGAUGGAUAGUUCGCCGGGUUCCUAGGAGUCACCGACGAAAUGUGCGCGACGGAAAUGGGAGGCGGUGAGGGAAAGGUUCCUGCGGGACGUUGUAGACGGAGGAGAAAGAGCCUCAGUGCUUGGUUACUAGAGUUGAAGGACGGGCGAGAGAGCGGCAUGAUGGGGAAGAGAAGGAAGGAGAAGGACAGGGUGUUAGUGCGGACGGAGCCGAGGAUGAAAGGAAGGUGAUACGGAAGACGACGAAGACCUAAUCCACAAUUUCCUCUUGAACUUCGCAACGAAUUUCUCUUCCAUCAAAUAUCGCUCGGUCUCCCUCCCUCCCUCCCUGUUCUAUGUAUCCUUCCUUCCCGCUCCCCGGUUGACUGCUUGAGUGCACUUCAUUGGUUGGCAGCGGCAGUACAAAAAGGGUAAAGGGGGGAGGCAAAGCCACAACGACAAGAACGAACAAGUCAGCAAUUCAACAUCACCACACCGGAAACCACAACAAACAACUAUAAGCCAUGAUACCACACCAUAUUUACUGUUUGGCGUUGUCUUUUUUUAUAUUUUUUCUCUUUCUUUUCUUUUUGGGGGGGAAGCAUCGAUCGGAGCGACAGCAACGAGAGGAAGGAAGGAUGGGAGGAGGGAAAGCAUUGACUAUUCUUUUAGACCUGUUGUCAACUAUUUUUUUUUUUCUACUUGACCCCUUUUUUGUCUAUAUUUCUUUCCCUUUGGCUUUUCAUCCUACUUGUUUCUUUUGUUGAUCGAAUCAGUCAGCGGAUCAGUGUCUUGGGAGGAAAGGAGGGACUUGUGUGUGUGAGUGAAGUGAGUUGAGCUUAGCCAAUUAGAGCAUGGGGGAGUUGAGGCGGAGGAUCUUUCUCUAGUGUUCUCCCAAAACCAAAAUCAGAUCAGACAGAUAUCAAGAUUAUAAAAUGUCAAUAGGUACCUAGGUUAUUUUCACUGUUGUCCAUGGGGAAUCAAGUUGUAAUUGCAAUUGGUACUACUUGUGCGGCUAUGCUAUGCCUGCGUCUCGCGCCAGCGUCUAUCCAUUUC
Messenger RNA from Neurospora crassa OR74A, 5530 nucleotides. It is a transcript of the gene mss4, whose product is annotated as phosphatidylinositol-4-phosphate 5-kinase its3. Gene Ontology annotation, biological process: phosphatidylinositol metabolic process. The record is from RefSeq and is a predicted model, not a curated record. Gene Ontology annotation, molecular function: phosphatidylinositol kinase activity. The coding region runs from base 1401 to 4439 and encodes 1012 amino acids. The transcript has 3 exons. Lineage: Eukaryota; Fungi; Ascomycota; Sordariomycetes; Sordariales; Sordariaceae.